Fragaria vesca subsp. vesca is the source of this 2454-nucleotide messenger RNA. RefSeq lists its product as uncharacterized. Bases 487 to 2136 code for a protein of 549 amino acids. The record is from RefSeq and is a predicted model, not a curated record. Lineage: Eukaryota; Viridiplantae; Streptophyta; Magnoliopsida; Rosales; Rosaceae. The transcript has 10 exons.
AUUUCCGAUUUUUGUGUGGAAGAAAGACAGACGUGGAACCAAGGCCAAUGCCGAGGAGAGUGUUUGACAACCUCAACUCUCUUUCAAUCUGAUAUUGCUGGCCAGCGAAAUCUCGGACACGAUUGCUGAACUCAAGGACCGAGACGAUCCCAAAUACCAAAACAGAGGAGCCAUUUCUGUAUUUCUAUAUAUACACAUUUACUUCCUAUAUCCUACCUUCUUUUCCUUUCAUCCCUUUCCUCCAAUCCAAAGCUUUUCAGGAAAAACAGAGCAACUUAGCCAGCAUUCGGACCCGGAUCCGACAUUGUCGGACCCAUCCGCUCCCCAUGCAUUGAUUCUCUCUCUCUUGUUUUGGGUUUGGCUCUGUUUGUUGUUGUUGUUUCAGAGAGAGGGAGUCUAAAUCAUCAAUCUAGACACAGGCACAAAAAUUGGAGUUCUGUAUGAACACAUUUGUGUCGUAGGAACUUGCCUGAUACAGAAGCUGCAAUGGGUGGUUGUGUGUCUGCCCCAUCUAGAACAAUUAAUUCACAGAAGAAAUCACAGAAGAAAAGACAAAGGGGCUUUAAACGCCAUGGGAAGAUAAAUGUUAUUACUAAGAAGAGGAACAGUGAUGGAGGAGCUCGAGUAGCAGAUUAUUCUGUUAGCGAGGUUGUACAUAUGGGGUUUGAGAAUGGUGCAACAGCUACGUGCACAAGGUCCAAGGUUUCUAAUUCAAAAUUCCAUGUCACCGAGCUGCAAUGGCACCACACUCCAUCUAAUAAUGCAAAUGCAAUUUGCCAAGAUGAAUCUUGGUUCGACUCCGUCAGUAUUCUGGAAUCUGAAUCAGAUGACGACUAUGUUAGUAUACAUGGAGAUAGCUUUCCAAUAGCGGGCAAUGCAAUUGGGAAUAUCCCAGGUGGUCAAGUACUUCAGUAUGAAAGGUCUGCAUGCUUUGUUGAUAAUGGUUGCAAGUAUGAAGAAUACCAGAGCUAUACAAAAAUAGAUGGAGGCAAAGUCAUGGGGAAAGACGAACUCAAGGAUUCAAAUCAGUUUCCCCGUACUAGUAUCCAGGGCUUGGACAGGAAGAAGUUGCUAGAUCAAUCUCCUCGAAGCUUUAAAGGACUGAGGGAGGAUCGACGUGACUCUAAUGAGAAAUCUGGCUUGGCUCGAUUGAUACAUUCUCUAAGUUUCAAUGAUAAGAAUCUACACUCACAAACACAUUCUCAAAGAAAGCCAUCAUCAGUUUUCAGGCUUUCUUUUAAGAGGAGGUCCUGUGAUGCAGAAGAAACCAAUGAACAAUGUCAAUCAAAAAGGUUUCUCAGUCGGCCUAGAGCAGGACUUGUCAUUCCCUGUUGUAAAGUAGAGAAGAUGACUCCAGGAUGUUGGUCUGAGAUUCCACCCUCCAAUUUCAAACUCCGUGGCGAGAACUAUUUCAAAGAUAAACGAAAGGCACCUGCUGCGAACUACAGUCCAUAUACUCCAAUAGGUGUUGAUCUAUUUGUCUGCCCUAAAAAGAUACAUCACAUAGCUCAAUAUCUUGAGCUUCCAGAAGUAAACACAGACGUCAAAGUGCCUCCACUCCUCAUUGUAAAUAUACAGUUGCCUACUUAUCCAGCUGCCAUGUUUCUUGGUGAUAGUGAUGGAGAGGGGAUGAGUCUUGUACUAUAUUUUAAAGCCUCUGAGAAUUUUGAUAAAGACAUCUCUCCACAAUUCCAGGAAAGCAUCAAGAAAAUGGUUGAAGAUGAAACAGAAAAGGUCAAAGGAUUUGCAAAGGAUUCCACUGUACCUUUCAGAGAAAGGCUAAAGAUCUUGGCUGGGGUGGUCAAUCCUGAUGAACUCAAUCUGAGUUCUGCCGAAAAGAAGCUUCUACAUGCAUAUAAUGAUAAACCAGUACUUUCACGCCCCCAGCACCAAUUUUAUAGGGGUCCUAAUUAUUUUGAGAUUGAUCUGGACAUUCAUCGAUUCAGCUACAUAUCGAGGAAGGGACUUGAAUCUUUUAGAGAACGUCUACAAAAUGGAAUACUAGAUAUGGGUUUGACUAUCCAGGCACAAAAACAGGAAGAGUUGCCGGAGCAAGUGCUGUGCUGUAUGAGACUGAACAAGAUUGAUUUUGUUGAUCAUGGUCAAAUACCAAGUCUGAUCACUAACGAUGAAUGACUUAGAUGAUUAGAUGCAAGGCAUGGAAUAUAGAGAUGGCAGAUAAUCAUGAAAUUCGUGAUCAAGCCGUCCUGUAAAUCGAAGAAGAAGAGCAGAUAAUAUUCAUACCCAGGAAAGUCUUUGUAUCAUUGCAAUAAUCACUAGUUUGAGUCAAUGUGACUUUACUACCCCAAGCAGCUUUGUAUGUAUUACCUUCAUAAGCUGCGCAGGAGCUGGGAAUUAGGACUAGGCUUUGAUUUUGAUUCACAUGUAUGUAAUCACACAUGCUCUCCAUCUACUAGUCCCUUGUGUUAAUCAGUAAAAUUAACUUAUACUUCC